AUGCAGACUUCUAUAUCCGCAGAAGAGUUUGCCCGCUUCCAGAACCAGCUUCUAGACCUCCGCCAAGCCAAGUACUUUGCGGAAGAAAAUCUCACUCGCGCUCAAAAGAAAACAGAAUCCCUUGAGGCCGCAUUGGCUCAUCAAUCUGGUGAAUUAGCCGAAUUACGCAGUCGCUUCUCUCUUAUUCAGCAUGCUGGAGAUAUUGAGGCCCUGGCUAAAGAAAAUCACUGCCUUCGGCAACGUCUCUUGAACGUUGAAUCCUCAUUCCAACUCCAGUCCUCCACUCUACGAGCUGAGUGUGAAAGACUUCAAGCAGAGAAUAACCUUUUAAAACAAGAUUCUCGCGUUGCUUCCUCGUAUUCUACUUCCCAUCUUGAAGUUCAAACUGAAUUGAUCUCUCUCAUUUCCACAGCUAGUCAAACUUAUACAGUUGGUCGUGCCUCUGCAGAAAUUCAAACAGAAAUUACUUCGAGCAAUUUGAAGGAAUGGUUUACCAAAGCUGAAGAACUAGAUAACCUCUCUGCACUUCUUGAGGCUGAGCGAAAGACAUCAGAAGACCUUCUUAGGGACGUUGCCCGACGAGAAAUCGAAAUAGAAAGACUAGAAGGUGAGCUUGAAGUAUUGAGGGGUGAGUUGACUGUGGCAGAAAAGCGUAGUGAAAGUGUUCGGAGGGAACUGCAGAGGCAACUAGCAUCUGCAGUGAAGGCUGCUAAAAGAGCGUCUACAUGUGAGAAUGCCCCUUCGCUUUCAAGUCUGGUUAUGGUUCCGAAUGGCGCCAACUUGGAUGGAAUAUCGGUGGACUCAUUUAGUUUUUGUCAAAUGCAAACAGGAAAUGAUUCCGGGGGAGGUGAAGGCUCAGAGACAUCGUCAAGUUCUCAGGCUCAUCAACAAGCACUACAACAGACAAUGUUCACAGAAGAUGAUUUGAAGGGUCUAUUGGCUCGUUUAUCGGAAGUUCAAGAGGAGAAUUGUAGUCUUCGACAUCAGUUGAGCAAGCUUACACUUGAACUGGAUGCAAAAUCUAAGAUCAUUCAACGAUCAAUUAAUGCCAAAUUCACACCCAACAGCCUUCCACCUCAGUCCCAUUCCUCAUGUAGGGCAUCUUGCCCAGAAUCGCAUUCGAAUGCGAGGAUACAGACUUCUUCCACUACCACAGGCUCAAAUCCAAUGCGUCUUGCAUCUGAUAUGAUUUCCACUCUUCGUUCAAAAAUUAAGAAUAUGGAGACAUUUUCAUCAACAUCUCUCAAUACUGAUGAGCUUAAGGGUCUUAAGCGACUCUGCGAGGAGCUGAUGACAAGAAACAUAUAUCUGGAACGGGCACUUGAAGGUGCUGUUGCUGGCGCUCGCACUGAAAUGGAGGAUUAA
This is a messenger RNA of Rodentolepis nana, 1365 nucleotides long. The record is from the annotation of a GenBank genome assembly. NCBI's taxonomy places the organism in Eukaryota, Metazoa, Platyhelminthes, Cestoda, Cyclophyllidea, Hymenolepididae.